Messenger RNA from Sphenostylis stenocarpa, 474 nucleotides. The record is from the annotation of a GenBank genome assembly. Lineage: Eukaryota; Viridiplantae; Streptophyta; Magnoliopsida; Fabales; Fabaceae.
AUGGUAAAGGACAGGAAAGUUGGUGUUGCAUUGGACUUCUCCAAGAACAGCAAGAUUGGUCUCAAAUGGGCAAUUGAGAACUUGGCUGAUAAAGGUCACACCUUGUACAUCAUCCACGUCAACCCCUAUUCCUCUGAUGAUCGUAAUAAGUUGUGGUCCAAAUCUGGUUCUCCUCCUAUUCCUUUGACUGAGUUCAGAGAGGCAGAGGUUAUGAAGAACUAUGGCGUGCAAAGUGAUGCCGAGGUCCUUGAUUUGCUUGACACUGCCACCAGACAAAAAGAGGUGAACGCUCUCGUAAAAUUGUACUGGGGUGAUGUAAGAGAGAAAGUGUUGGAUUCCAUUGAAGAUCUAAAGCUGGACUCUUUGGUCAUGGGAAGCAGAGGUCUUAGCACAAUCCGAAGGAUGAUAUUGGGAAGUGUAAGCAACUUUGUGAUGAUACAUGCUCCAUGCCCAGUGAUCAUUGUGAAGGAGUAG